AUGGUAUCGGGACAAACCAUCGGCGGAACUACCGAGAAAACCCACCGCCUUCGGUGGUGGCGCGUGCACGAUAAUGGCGGCGUUUCAUCUACUCUGUCUUUUCUGUUGGGGUCGUUUAUGGUGUUGAGUUCAAUUGGAUUUUUGUAUACAUAUAUGGUGUAUAAGAACCCAAUCGUGAAUAACAACUCACUGGGUUGUGAAGAAGACAGUGAGGGCUCGUGGGGAAUUGGAGUCUUCUAUGGGGAUUCACCGUUUUCGCUUAAACCCAUCGAAGCCAUGAAUAUUUGGGAGAACACGAGUGCAGCAUGGCCCGUUGCUAAUCCGAUUGUGACCUGUGGAUCGGUUACUGAUUCUGGGUUUCCAAGUAAUUUCGUUGCCGACCCUUUUCUGUAUGUUGAGGGAGAUACUCUGUUCCUGUUCUUCGAGACCAAGAACUCGAUCACCAUGCAAGGAGAUAUCGGAGUUGCAAGGAGCAUAGACAAUGGAGCAUCAUGGGAACAAAUGGGAAUCGCAUUAGAUGAAGAUUGGCAUCUUUCGUAUCCAUACGUAUUCGAUUAUGAUGGUCAGAUUUACAUGAUGCCCGAAGGUAGUAAAAAGGGAGAUCUUCGCCUUUAUCGAGCAGUUGAGUUUCCGCUGAAGUGGAAACUCGAAAAGAUCAUCUUGAAACGGCCUCUUAUCGAUUCGUUCAUUAUGAAAUAUGAAUCAAGAUAUUGGCUUUUUGGUUCGGAUCAUAGCCGGAUUGGUACGAAAAAGAACGGCGAGCUUGAACUUUGGUAUAGCAACACGCCUCUUGGUCCGUGGAAACCGCAUAAGAAAAACCCGGUUUACAACACCGACAAGAACUCAGGAGCCAGAAACGGAGGUAGACCCUUUGUUUACAAUGGGAAUGUGUAUCGGUUAGGUCAAGAUGAUGGUGAAACUUAUGGUAAACGAGUUCGUGUGUUCAAGAUUGAAGUUCUUACCCCUUAUAAGUUCCGAGAAACUGAAGUUGAUUUGGGGUUUGAGAAGCCGACGAAAGGUAGAAAUGCUUGGAAUGGGGCUCGGUCACAUCAUCUCGACGUGCAACAACUAAGGUCUGGACAGUGGAUUGCGGUUUCGGAUGGUGAUCGUACCCCAUCUGGGGACUUGUCACGCCGGUAUAUCGUUGGGUGUGUUUUGAUCGUCGCUGCUGGUUCACUUGUUUUCCUAAUGGGCAUGCUGCUUGGGUUCGUGAGGUGCAUUGUUCCGCUUAGUUGGUGCCCACAUAAUAUAAAGAAGAGAAGUGACGCCUUUUUGGUUUGGGAGAGAUCGAACUUGUUGUCGUCUAAGCUACGGCAGUACUGUAGCCGGUUGAAUCGGCUGAGUUCUGUUCUUCGGUGCAAGAUGAACCCAAAAACGAGCCUUGGUCGGUUUGCAUUUGUGGUCAUCUUGAUGGGUUCGAUCGUGCUAAUGUGUGUCGGAAUAGGAUACAUAUUUGGUGGAAGCGGUGGUCGAGAACCAUAUGUCGUUGACAACCAUUACUCUCAGUUUACGUUGCUAGCGAUGACUUACGAUGCCCGAUUGUGGAACUUGAAAUGGUACGUACAACAUUACUCUCAAUGUCCGUCGGUCCGUGAAAUUGUCGUGAUCUGGAACAAAGGGACGCCUCCGGAUCCAACCGAGUUCCACUCAGCCGUCCCGGUGAGAAUCCGUGUCGAGGAAAAGAACUCGUUGAACAACCGGUUCAAAAUCGAUCCGUUGAUUAAAACCAAGGCCGUUCUCGAGCUAGACGACGACAUCAUGAUGAGUUGUGACUACAUCGAGCGUGGAUUCAAGGUGUGGCGGGAGAAUCCCGAGCGGCUGGUCGGCUUUUAUCCACGGCUCGUUAACGGGCCAGGACCGUUGAAGUACCGAGCGGAGAAACACGCCCGUAAAUGGAAUGGGUAUAACAUGAUACUGACGGGUGCGGCAUUCAUGGAUCACCGAAUGGCGUUUAGUAGGUAUUGGGGCGAGGAAGCAAAGGCGGGGAGGAAAGUGGUGGACGAGUUGUUCAACUGCGAGGAUGUGUUGAUGAACUUCUUGUAUGCAAACGCGACUUCUUGGGGGCCGAGCGUCGAGUAUGUGAGGCCCGCUUGGGCUUUCGAUACAUCAAAGUUGUCGGGUGUGGCGAUUAGCGAAAAUACGCAAUCGCAUUAUGAGUUGCGAAGCAAAUGCUUAGAGAAGUUUACGGAGUUGUACGGAGGGUUAUCUGAUAGAAAGGUGGAAUUCAAGAGGAGGAAGGAUGGGUGGGAUCUAUAACACACAACAGCGUGCAAGGUUAAGGUUUGGGUUUGGGUUUGGGUUUGGGUUUGGGUUUGGAGUUUGCGAGAAAUGUGAAUUAAUUAUUAAUUAAUUAAUUAAGAAAAGUUUGAGGUUGGGGUAGUUUGGUAAUAUAGAUAGAGAGGAGUCAGUCUUUGUUUAAUGAAAUCAUUUAUUUAUACU
Molecule: messenger RNA, 2439 nt
Organism: Cynara cardunculus var. scolymus (artichoke)
Lineage: Eukaryota; Viridiplantae; Streptophyta; Magnoliopsida; Asterales; Asteraceae
Product: glycosyltransferase family protein 64 protein C5-like
Exons: 4
Coding region: 1-2256 (751 amino acids)
Cellular component (GO): membrane
Molecular function (GO): glycosyltransferase activity
Source: RefSeq, a predicted model, not a curated record